CAUUGUUUCUCAGUUUUGUUAUCAAAAUGGGUCGGUUCAUCAACCUUGCAGUUCUCCUGUCCUUUUCUCUUAGUUUCUGUUUGUUUCCUGACACAAUAUCUGCUCAACUAAGACAAAAUUACUACGCCAGUUCUUGCCCCAAUGUAGAAUCCAUUGUUAGAACAGCAGUGGCCAAGAAAUUCAAGGAAACUUUCGUCACCGUUCCUGCAACUCUCCGUCUCUUCUUCCAUGAUUGCUUCGUCCAGGGAUGUGAUGCUUCGGUUAUGAUUUCAUCCUCCGGGGGCAACAAAGCCGAAAAGGAUCACCCUGAAAACUUGUCAUUAGCCGGAGAUGGAUUCGACACCGUGAUCAAAGCUAAAGGGGCGGUCGAUGCGGUUCCGAGUUGCAGAAACAAGGUCUCUUGUGCUGAUAUCUUGACAAUGGCUACUCGUGAUGUUGUUGCUCUGUCUGGUGGACCUUCUUAUGCUGUUGAAUUGGGAAGACUUGAUGGGCUAAAUUCAACAGCUUCUAGUGUUAAUGGAAAGCUUCCUCAGCCAUCUUUCAACUUGAAUCAGCUUAACUCGUUGUUUGCAGCAAAUGGACUCAGCCAACCAGACAUGAUUGCUCUUUCAGCGGCACACACAGUUGGAUUCUCUCAUUGCAGCAAGUUUGCAAACAGAAUAUACAGUUCCGACCGUCAAAAUGCAGUGGACCCGACGAUGAACCGGACCUAUGCUGCUCAACUUCAACAGAUGUGUCCCAAAAAUGUGGAUCCAUCGAUUGCCAUCAACAUGGACCCCGAUACACCCAGGAUAUUUGACAACGUCUACUUCAAGAACCUGCAGAAAGGGCAAGGCCUUUUCACCUCGGACCAGGUUUUAUUCUCGGACCUCAGGUCUAGACCGACCGUGAACGCCUGGGCCACCAACUCACUGGCUUUUAACCAAGCUUUUAUUACUGCUAUGACUAAGCUGGGUCGGGUCGGUGUCAAGACCGGGACGAACGGCCACAUUCGUAGAAAUUGUGCUGCCUUUAACUGAGAAAAUGACUUGGUUCUUGAAGCUGAA
Molecule: messenger RNA, 1046 nt
Organism: Hibiscus syriacus
Lineage: Eukaryota; Viridiplantae; Streptophyta; Magnoliopsida; Malvales; Malvaceae
Product: peroxidase 73-like
Exons: 4
Coding region: 27-1019 (330 amino acids)
Biological process (GO): hydrogen peroxide catabolic process; response to oxidative stress
Molecular function (GO): heme binding; peroxidase activity
Source: RefSeq, a predicted model, not a curated record